Molecule: messenger RNA, 1543 nt
Organism: Bipolaris sorokiniana ND90Pr
Lineage: Eukaryota; Fungi; Ascomycota; Dothideomycetes; Pleosporales; Pleosporaceae
Exons: 1
Coding region: 86-1504 (472 amino acids)
Cellular component (GO): nucleus
Molecular function (GO): DNA binding
Source: RefSeq, a predicted model, not a curated record
CGACGUCCUUGUGCCAACGUCUAAUAAUAGAGAGCUCGUUAGCCUUGUAGAGUGUAUUUCUGCGUCUGGUCAUUCAAUCGCGCCUAUGAUUAUUGUCAAGGGCAAAUCAAUCCUUGAUUAUUGGGCAACUGAUCUUCCUGACGAUUACUUUAUCAAUACUACAUCCUCAGGCUAUUCAACAGAUCUGACAGCUUUCCACUGGAUCCAGCACUUUGAGAAACAAACAAAGGCUCGUACGAAAGGACUAUGGAGGCUCCUACUCCUCGACGGCCAUGGGUCUCAUGAUACGCGCGAAUUUUUGGAGUACUGUGAGCUCCAUCGUAUACUCGCAGUUGCGCUCCCCCCACAUACGACGCAUCUUUUACAGCCACUAGAUGUGGGCUGCUUUCAGCCAUUGAAAUGGUAUCAUGGAAAGACGCUUGACUGGGCGGCGCGUACGGGCGCUAAAGAGAUCACAAAGGACGACUUUUUCGCUACUCUCGAUGAAAUAAGACGUCAGACAUUCACCUACAACACAAUACGAAGUGGCUGGCGACGUACAGGGCUAGCUCCAUGGGCUCCAGAAGUCGUCCUUGCCGCCGUCAGACUUAUAGAGGUGCCCCGCGUGGAUCUACAGCCAGCAGAAGUCUACAGAGACAACGCUGGAGCUCCAGACGACCUCCAGGACUGGAGGACUCCGCGUACGACACGCGUACUCAACAAUCAACUCACAGAGUUGCAACAGCGUCUUUGGGAGGACUACGAUGUUGACGACGAUUUGCUCAGCGCCCUAGACACUACUUACAAAGGCGCCCUCGCAAUGGCCCAGGCUACUCAAGGACUUACCAAAGCUCUACAGCAAACAAAGGCUGCUGAGAUUGCUCGUGCAGAGCGUCGUGAGAGAGCUGUUCAUAGACGUCGCCUAAACGAGGGAGGACCUUUAUACGCCAAAGACGCCAGACGAAUGGUAAUUGAAAGAGAGCAAGACGAGCUUAUAGAGAUACAAAGGAAGCUCCAAGAGCGCAAUCUCAAGUCUAUAAAGCGCCUAAUUACUGCGCUUAAGCUCUCUACAAUACGACGUCUUGGUAAGCUGUCUGCAAGGCGACAUAUAGAGGGGACAACUAUACAACGUACGUUAGGCCUCCGACAAUAUGAUAUCUCGUCGCUAAGAGAAAGUGCGCAGAGCUCCUGGCGUCUAAUUAAUAGUAGAUCUAUUGCAGAGAGGUGGCGCAGAUCUAUUAUAUACGAUCCGACAGGUGCUGCAUGGCUAGGCUUAGCAGCCCGACAGCCCUACGACCCAUAUACUAUAUACAUUGCCACACGCGACACGACAGCUCUUAAAGUACGUCAGCAGCAGGAGAGAGCUCAGGCGGAGGAGGUGGCUAUGUUUGAUACGCAACAGACAGCUGAGCAGGACGCUGAGAGCUCGGAGGAGAGCUCUGUUGGCUAUUCAUCGCCACUGUCGCGCUUCUACAACGACGACUUACUCGACGAGCACCACUCUAAUAAGGCUAGGGACUUGUAAAUAGUAGCUUAUAUAUGUACUUAAUAAUCGCUUCCGAAU